This is a messenger RNA of Seriola dumerili (greater amberjack), 3119 nucleotides long. It is a transcript of the gene enpp2l, whose product is annotated as ectonucleotide pyrophosphatase/phosphodiesterase family member 2-like. The transcript is spliced from 25 exons. Gene Ontology annotation, biological process: phosphatidylcholine catabolic process; immune response. Lineage: Eukaryota; Metazoa; Chordata; Actinopteri; Carangiformes; Carangidae. Gene Ontology annotation, molecular function: calcium ion binding; phosphodiesterase I activity; alkylglycerophosphoethanolamine phosphodiesterase activity. The record is from RefSeq and is a predicted model, not a curated record. The coding region runs from base 115 to 2682 and encodes 855 amino acids.
AGUUGGACCCCUGCGCUCCAUCGAUCUGCAGAGGCGCACAGAGGAGCUUAUAUCGGACAAGCCUUCGGUUUUUUUUCAGGGGGGAAUGCCAAACGUGGAUCCGCUGUUUGCAACAUGCUACUGGGCUAUUUGGUAGUGGUUGUGAUCUGCCUGUUGGGUUCUGAUGUCAGCAGAGCGUAUGUGUUUCAAGCCAGUGGGCCUACAGAUGGAGGAGACAACCCACCACCUCACACUAAAGUCGUCUCAGAGUGGGUCAGCUCAGCGGGCUCCUGUAAGAGGAGGUGCUUUGAGCUGGAGGAGGCCAAACCUCCAGGAUGCAGAUGUGACAAUCUGUGUAAAACCUACUACAGCUGCUGCUCGGACUUCGACGAGCACUGCCUGAAAACAGGCGGAGGGUUCGAGUGCUCGCAGGAUCGCUGUGGGGAGGCGAGGAACGACGACCAUGCCUGCCACUGCUCAGAGGACUGUCUGGAGAAAGGAGACUGCUGCUCCAACUACAAGUCACUCUGCAAAGGUGAGACUUCAUGGGUGCAAGAAGACUGUGAGGAGAUCCAGAGUGCUGAAUGCCCUGCAGGCUUCAUCCGUCCUCCGCUCAUCAUGCUGUCUGUUGACGGGUUCAGAGCCUCCUACCUGAAGAAGGGCAAAUCUGUCAUCCCCAACAUACACAAGCUCAGAGAGUGUGGUACGUCGGCACCCUACAUGCGACCAGUCUACCCAUCAAAAACAUUCCCAAAUUUAUACACCCUGGCCACAGGUCUUUACCCAGAGUCCCAUGGGAUUGUGGGGAACACCAUGCAUGACCCAGUGUUUAAUGCCACCUUCAGCCUGCGCACCAGAGAGAAACUGAACCACCGCUGGUGGGGCGGACAGCCAAUCUGGAUCACAGCAGAGGAACAAGGAGUGAAAGCAGGCACUUUCUUCUGGCCUUGGGUGAUUCCUCUGGAGAGGAGGAUUUUGACGAUCCUGCGAUGGCUGCAUCUGCCUGAUAACGAGAGGCCGUAUGUUUACGCCGUCCACUCAGAGCAGCCCGAUACCUACGGACAUCGACUGGGACCGCUCAGCAGUGAGCUGGAUAACCCUCUGAGAGAGCUGGACAACAUCAUUGGUCAGCUGAUGAAUGGUCUAAAGCAGAUGAACCUGCAUCGCUGCGUCAACGUCAUCAUCGUAGGAGACCAUGGUAUGGAGGAGGCCCACUGUGACAGGACAGAGUUUCUCAGCAGCUACCCACUCAACAUUGACGAAAUCCAGCUGAUCCCUGGCUCUCUCGGGAGAAUACGACCCCGCGACCCCAAAUCCACUACAUAUGACCCAAAAGUAGUUGUUGCGAACCUCACUUGUAAAAUGCCAACUCAGCACUUCAAGCCGUACCUGAAGCAGCAUUUACCCAAGAGGCUUCACUACGCCAAUAACCGCAGGAUCGAGGACGUCCAUCUGCUGAUGGAGAGGAAGUGGCACAUCGCCAGGAAAAUGCCAGAAAAACUGAGGACUCGUUGUGGUUUCUUUGGUGACCACGGCUUCGACAACAAGAUAACCAGCAUGAGGACGAUCUUUAUGGGACACGGGCCAAGCUUCAAGUUUCAGAAAAGAGUGCCAGAGUUUGAGAAUAUAGAGUUAUACAACAUCAUGUGUGACUUGUUGGGGUUGAAGCCGGCCCCAAACAAUGGGACCCACGGCAGCCUGAACGACAUGCUGAAAGAGCCGCCGUACGAACCCAGCAUGCCCAAGGAAGUGACGCCACCGUCACUGGCGUCUGACUCCGAGGUCACUGUGACACAUGACCUGGGCUGCAGCUGUGACGAUGAGAACAAAGUUGAGGAGGUCAUUGAAGCUUUCAGUCCUGCACCAGACGGACUCUACAGUUACAACAGCACUCACCUACCGUUCGGUCGUCCAGCGGUGAUGUUUGACACUGAGUACAGUUUGCUUCAUCAUGUGGAGUUCAUCAGUGGAUAUAGCAAAGAGCUGGCCAUGCCGCUGUGGACAGCAUACACACUGCCACGACAGGAGGACAUCACUCCUCUACCGGAGGUUUCCCUCGGUGUUCAGUGUAUCCGGGUCGACCCCAGAGUUUCAGCUGAUCACAGUCAGAGCUGCACCACCUACAGCCAGAACAACCACCUCACCCACGGCUUCCUCUUCCCCCCAGAGCUGGCAUUGUCUCCUGAGUCCAGAUACGACGCUUCUCUCAUCACCAACACGGUUCCCAUGUACCCCGCCUUCAAGAGACUGUGGAGUUACCUGCAGGGGACGCUGCUGAGACGUUACGCAGAGGAAAACAACGGUAUCAACGUGCUUGCCGGACCCAUCUUCGACAACAACUAUGACGGCCUCCGUGACACAACAGAGAAGAUAAAAGAGUUUUCACCCGACAUUCCGCCUGUCCCAACCCACUUCUACACUGUUGUGACGAGCUGUCAGGAGCUGAACCAGACCCUGGAGGAGUGUGCUGGAGCGCUCAAGGUCUUCUCCUUCCUUCUCCCUAACAGACCAGACAACUCCGAGGCCUGCAAUAGCGCCGAGGAUGAGUCACAGUGGGUUGAAGACCUGCUAAAGCUCCAUACAGCCCGAGUUCGAGAUGUAGAGAUCCUGACGGGCCUGGACCUCUACAGAUCCACCAAUCUCACAUACACGAGCACCCUGAGCCUCAAAACCCGCCUGCACACCUUUGAGAGUGACGACUAGACACACAGAGAGACAGACACACACAUACAGGAUGUAGCUGUUUGUAGAAGUCCUGCAUUUUCACCACAUGCACGCUGGACAGCCAGCGUGUCGUUGUUCCACUCCUGAGGAACUGCCAGGAAGCGCUUGGGAAGGGGAGCGCAUUUUUGAAAUUUGAAAAGAUUAAAAGAAUGGUUAGGCAAGUAGUAGUCUGACGAUUAAAACGGGAAUAUCCAAUACUGUCCAUGAAAUCUGAGAAAGAAUAAGCUAGCACAGCAAUGAUGCAGGAUGAGGGACUUUUCUAACAGCUGCCACCACAAUUUUAUAGUAUAUACAGUACAUCCUCAUGCACACAUAAAGGACCAUACCAGUGUUUCAGCUCCAUAACUAUAAAUGAUGUAUACAUCAUAUCCCUACUGACCCUUCCUUGUGGAAUAAAAAAAAUAUGUCCUUUCUUA